Messenger RNA from Knipowitschia caucasica, 765 nucleotides. NCBI's taxonomy places the organism in Eukaryota, Metazoa, Chordata, Actinopteri, Gobiiformes, Gobiidae. The record is from the annotation of a GenBank genome assembly.
AUGUGCACUUGUUUAGACUCUCUCCAACACUGCUCUGCUCUGGUUACUGUCAUAAUGACUCUCCAGUGGACUGCUGUGGCAUUUUUUCUAUAUGCAGAAGUUAUCGCGAACGUCAUAUUGUGUAUACCAUUUAUAUCUGCUAAAAGGUGGAGGCGAGUUUUCAGCUGGGGGAUCUGGAACUGGCUCAGCCCCUAUUGGAACAAAUGCUUCUUUACUAUGAUCAUGGUUCUUAUUGUCCUGUUUCUGGAUGCAGUCCGUGAGGUGCAGAAAUAUUCCGGUCCAGAGCCCAUGCAGGACGCCAAGGUCAACCCCAACGUGUACGACCACGUGCACAUGAAACUGUUCAGGGCUCAACGAAACCUCUACAUCUCCGGAUUCUCCCUCUUCCUUUGGCUAGUGAUGCGCAGAGUUGUGACCUUGUUAAAUCAAGUUGCAGUGAGUACAGAGGACAGUGCAGCUAUUCAAACACAAAUGCACAAUAUGGCUGAUGCGGCAAAACAGCUUGAAGAGGACAACAAGAUGCUUAGACAAACGUUGCUUGAUGAAGAGAAAACGGUAGAAGCCAAAAACCAGCAGCUAAAGUUGGACAUUCAGAAGCUUGAAACUCAGCUUAAGACUGCUGACUCAGCUGUGCACCGAUCCCAGGCGGAGGUGGAGGCCAUGAAGAGACAGGCCAAAGGUCUGGCUCAGGAGUACGACAGACUUCUGAGUGAACAUCAUCAGCUCCAGAAUCAACCAAGUGCUUCAGACAAAAAGGACAACUGA